Messenger RNA from Artibeus jamaicensis (Jamaican fruit-eating bat), 1088 nucleotides. RefSeq names its product olfactory receptor 5H8. Gene Ontology annotation, molecular function: G protein-coupled receptor activity; odorant binding; olfactory receptor activity. NCBI's taxonomy places the organism in Eukaryota, Metazoa, Chordata, Mammalia, Chiroptera, Phyllostomidae. Gene Ontology annotation, biological process: G protein-coupled receptor signaling pathway; sensory perception of smell. The record is from RefSeq and is a predicted model, not a curated record. Gene Ontology annotation, cellular component: membrane. The transcript has 2 exons. The coding region runs from base 138 to 1088 and encodes 316 amino acids.
AUGAAUCAGUGUACAAAGAAUUGCUGCCUAUGCUAUUGUUGUUCCUGUGCUACUACAUAUUUUCUACUUUAGAAAGCCUAAUGUUUAAAGGAACCUCCACAAUUUCUUAAAAGACAAGGGCAACAUUAAGUGAAGACAUGGAAAGGGAGAAUGCAACAUUGCUGACAGAGUUUAUUCUCACAGGACUUAUAUACAAACCAGAGUUGCAAAUCCCCUUGUUCCUGGUGUUCUUGGUGGUAUACCUGAUCACCAUGGUGGGAAACCUUGGUCUAAUUGCUCUCAUCUGCAAUGAUGCUCACCUUCACACUCCCAUGUACUUACUCCUGGGGAAUUUAGCCUUUGUGGAUGCUUGGAUGUCAUCUACAGUCACCCCCAAGAUUCUGGUCAACUUCCUAAUCAAGAGCAAAAACAGUAAAAAGAUAUCUUUCUCUGAAUGCAUCAUACAAUUGUUUUCCUUUAUAUUCAGUGCAUGCACAGAAUGUUUUCUGCUGGCAACAAUGGCAUAUGAUCGCUAUGUAGCCAUAUGCAAACCACUACUUUAUCCAGUGAUUAUGACCAACAGACUGUGCAUCUGGCUCUUAGUCUUAUCAUUUGUAGGUGCUGUGCUUUAUGCUUCUCUUCAUAUAGGUCUUUUGUUCAGACUAACCUUUUGUAAUUCUAAUAUAAUACAUCACUUUUACUGUGACAUCAUACCAUUGUUUAAGAUUUCCUGUACUGACCCUUCCAUUAAUGUUCUGGUGGUUUUUAUUUCCUCCGGGUCAGUACAAGUGUUCACCAUACUGACUGUUUUUAUCUCUUAUACACUUGUUCUUUUUACAGUCUUAAAAAAGAAGUCUGUGCAAGGCAUAAAGAAAGCCUUCUCUACCUGUGGAGCUCAUCUCCUAUCUGUGUCUUUAUUCUUUGGUUCUCUUCUCUUCAUGUAUGUGCGUCCUGCAUCUGCUCAAGUGGAUGACCAAGACAUGAUGGACUCUCUGUUUUACACUGUCAUCAUUCCUUUGCUAAAUCCAAUUAUCUAUAGUCUAAGAAAUAAGAAAGUCCUGGAUUCACUGGCAAAAAUGUUAAAGAGAAAUGUUCAGAUUUCUUACUAA